Messenger RNA from Papaver somniferum (opium poppy), 875 nucleotides. RefSeq lists its product as uncharacterized. Lineage: Eukaryota; Viridiplantae; Streptophyta; Magnoliopsida; Ranunculales; Papaveraceae. The record is from RefSeq and is a predicted model, not a curated record. The transcript is spliced from 4 exons. The coding region runs from base 206 to 745 and encodes 179 amino acids.
CACGAUUAAUCGAAAAAGGUUACCCCGAACUGGAGGUGGAUAUGCAAAAACAUCUGAACACAACUGAAGAGAUUGAUAUAGCUGAUUUAUGGAAAGAGGGUCACAAACAGUGUGACGGAAGGGACCCAAAUCCUAGUGUUCUAGAGGCUUUUAUGAUCUUCUUACAAAGGCUCUUUGUGAAGUUAUAGGGGCAAGACUUAAAGGAAUGGGGUUUAGAGUGACAUGUAAAAAGAUUACAACCAAUACCCACUUUAAUCUGAUCAUUAAAGAGUGUCAGGAAACCUGUAGAGCAAUGAAUGAUCGACUUAUGAUGUUAGAGGAAAGGAGCUCGAAAUGUGUCUGCGAUGAAGUCCCACACUAUCACAUGGCCAGUACUCCAGUUGCAAGCAACAACCAGGCUAGCACUAGCAGAGUUGUUCCCUGCCAUGAAAAAGCCUUAACUACUUACAGUCCCAGUCCUCUUAGUAGACCAAAUGAGGUGCAAGUGCCAGAGAAAUUUACAGCUUGCCAGUUACUAAGUUGGUACAAGGAUGGAGAGGUGGUGGAUGAUGCGGAAAUUAGUGAAACGGAUCCUUCCCAGUUCAUACAUGGGAACCCAAUAGGGUUUGGAGCCUACACUGUGCGUGUGAUGACUGCUCAUAUGGUUGGUUCUCAUGUCUACAAGCCGACUUCAAAGUUCAAUUAUGUUAAUGCUGUUGUUGGAAGUAUUAUCUCAUGGCCCAAGGAUCGAAUAGUGUUCUCAUAGACAUCUUUAUCUUCUUAAUCUUUUUCGAGUGUUCAGGAAACUUAACUUUUGUUAACUAACAUCUGUGUCACUGCCAUUUUUUAAAUGUUUGUGUUUAAAACUAACAGGUUAACUUGAAUGAAUGUGUUAC